Ahaetulla prasina is the source of this 3087-nucleotide messenger RNA. RefSeq names its product glucosamine (UDP-N-acetyl)-2-epimerase/N-acetylmannosamine kinase (gene GNE). Gene Ontology annotation, molecular function: UDP-N-acetylglucosamine 2-epimerase activity; hydrolase activity, hydrolyzing O-glycosyl compounds; N-acylmannosamine kinase activity. Bases 220 to 2388 code for a protein of 722 amino acids. Lineage: Eukaryota; Metazoa; Chordata; Lepidosauria; Squamata; Colubridae. Gene Ontology annotation, biological process: UDP-N-acetylglucosamine metabolic process. The transcript has 12 exons. The record is from RefSeq and is a predicted model, not a curated record.
CUCCCACGAGAGGCUUCAGAGGCCGAGCCGUAUUAUUAUUUUUUUCCCCUCUUUUUCCUCCUUCUGCCGCCGCCUCGAGGCGCUUUGCGGCGCGGAGGCCUCUUCCUCCACAGGCCUCGAGGACAGGCCGCCUCCCGAGGUUUGGGGGAGGGAAGCGAGGCGCGUUAAAGAAAGGAGCUUUAUUUCAAGACCCUUGCUAAGCAAAAACAAAAGGAAGUAAUGGAGAAGAAUGGAAACAAUCGGAAACUUCGGGUUUGUGUUGCUACGUGUAACAGAGCAGAUUAUUCAAAAUUGGCUCCAAUUAUGUUUGGCCUUAAGGCAGAACCACAAUUCUUUGAACUGGAUAUUGUAGUUCUGGGUUCUCAUCUGAUUGAUGACUAUGGAAAUACCUACCGUAUGAUUGAACAAGAUGACUUUGACAUCCACACCAGAUUACAUACAAUAGUAAGAGGAGAAGAUGAAGCAGCUAUGGUGGAAUCUGUUGGUCUUGCGUUAGUCAAGUUGCCCGAUGUGCUCAAUCGCCUGAAACCUGACAUAAUGAUAGUGCAUGGAGACCGGUUUGAUGCUUUAGCGUUAGCUACCUCUGCUGCCUUAAUGAACAUUCGAAUUCUUCAUAUUGAAGGUGGAGAAGUCAGCGGGACCAUAGAUGAUUCCAUCAGGCAUGCCAUUACCAAGCUGGCUCAUUACCACGUGUGUUGCACAAGAAGUGCAGAACAGCAUUUGAUCUCUAUGUGUGAAGACCACGAUCGCAUCCUUCUGGCAGGAUGCCCUUCGUAUGAUAAGCUGCUAUCUGCCAAAAAUAAGGAUUAUAUGAGCAUUAUUCGGAUGUGGUUAGGUGAAGGCGUGAAGCCAAAAGAGUAUAUAAUCGCUUUACAGCAUCCUGUGACCACAGACAUUAAACAUUCUGUAAAGAUGUUUGAACUGACUUUGGAUGCCCUCAUCUCUUUUAACAAGAGGACUUUGAUUUUAUUCCCAAAUAUUGAUGCAGGGAGCAAAGAAAUGGUUCGGGUAAUGAGGAAGAAAGGUAUUGAGCAUCACCCAAAUUUCCGCGCAGUAAAAAAUGUCCCCUUUGACCAGUUCAUCCAGCUGUUGGCUCAUGCAGGCUGCAUGAUUGGGAACAGCAGUUGUGGUGUACGAGAAGUUGGGGCAUUUGGAACUCCUGUCAUCAAUCUUGGAACCCGUCAGAUAGGGAGAGAAACAGGAGAGAAUGUUCUUCACGUGAGGGAUGCUGAUUCCCAAGACAAGAUACUUCGAGCUUUGUACAUCCAGUUUGGGAAACAAUAUCCUUGUUCAAAAAUAUAUGGCGAUGGAAAUGCUGUUCCAAGAAUUUUGAAGUUCCUUAAAUCUAUUGACCUUGAAGAACCCCUUCAAAAGAAAUUCUGCUUUCCUACUGUAAAAGAAAAUAUUUCCCAAGAUAUUGAUCACAUCUUAGAAACCCAGAGUGCACUGGCAGUGGAUCUGGGUGGAACGAAUCUCCGAGUAGCAAUUGUCAGCAUGAAGGGUGAAAUAGUUAAGAAAUACAUACAACUGAACCCUAAAACUUAUGAGGAUAGAAUAGAAUUGAUCCUUAAGAUGUGUAUAGAAGCUGCCUCAGAAGCAGUAGACCUGAAUUGCAGAAUUCUGGGUGUAGGCAUUUCUACAGGUGGAAGAGUUGAUCCCCGAGAAGGUGUUGUUCUUCAUUCCACAAAACUUAUUCAGGAGUGGAACGCUGUUGACUUGCGGACUCCAAUAUCAGACGCCCUGCAUUUGCCAGUCUGGGUGGAUAAUGAUGGCAACUGUGCAGCUUUAGCAGAAAGAAAAUUUGGACAUGGAAAAGGAGUGGAAGACUUUAUAACCGUUAUCACUGGCACAGGUAUCGGUGGUGGAAUCAUUCAUCAAAAUGAAUUAAUUCAUGGUAGUUCUUUUUGUGCUGCUGAACUUGGGCACAUUGUGGUAGCAAUGGAUGGACCAGAAUGCCUGUGUGGGAACCAUGGCUGCAUAGAGGCAUAUGCUUCUGGAAUAGCCUUGCAGAGAGAAGCUAAGAAAUUACAUGAUGAGGAUUCAUUAUUGAUUGGAGAUAUGUCUAUGAAAAAAGAAGAUACAAUAACUGCUGCACAUCUUAUUCAGGCUGCUAAACUAGGAAACUCAAAAGCUGACAAUAUUGUUAGAACAGCAGGAACAGCCCUGGGCCUUGGAAUUGUUAAUGUUCUGCACACCAUUAGUCCUUCCCUGGUUAUACUUUCUGGAGUCUUGGCAAGUCAUUAUGUCAAUGUUGUCAGAGAUGUGAUUCGUCAGCGAGCGCUAUUUUCUGUCCAAACAGUGAAUGUGGUCGUCUCAGACCUGAGUGAUCCUGCCUUGCUUGGAGCUGCUAGCAUGGUUCUGGAUUAUACCACACGCAGGAUAUACUAAACACCUGGGGAAUAAGUAGAAAUUCUUAUGAAGUUUGUAACAGGAAAGAUAUUUCCUACUGAUGUUGGGGUUUUUUUGUUGUUUCAUAUGGUUUUAUGGAAAUCUCACCCAUAAAAAUUGUUCCCAUCCACCUUUCCUUUAUUUAAUUUCUAUUUUUAUAUGCUGGAAUGUCACUAGAAACAUGGCUCAGAAGAGGACUCUCUUGUAGAAAAAAUGAAAUUAAACACUUCUUGGGAGCUAGAUUAUAAAAAAGAAAACUGGAUGUACUUCUUCCUAAUGUAUUUUCAAACUGUUUUUCUCAGUCGAUGGUAAAUUCGGUAACCAGACCUUUGUUAAGCAAGUAAAGAAAUAUUCCUGACACAUACAUGUAAUCAUUUCCAUCUCUGCAGAGCUGGGCAGGUAUGAACUCCGUAUAAGAGAAAUUGGAAGAAUUUCAUGGUAAAAUACCCACCAUUACAAUGUGACUAUCAAUGAGUUCAUUAAUUAGAAUACAAUCUUUAUUAUGUUCAGUUUCAAAGUGCUUUCCUUUCAGAACUGCCCUUCAGAAAUACUGACUUACAGAACCAUCAUAAUUGUCAAUUAUGUUGGCCAGCAGUUACUGCAGCUGUAACCUGGAAACCCCAUAAAAGGCACAUGUUUGGAGACAUUAAAUGUGCUAGAAUGGAAAAGAGAAUAAAAUGUAUGCUUUGUCUCAGUUAA